Messenger RNA from Harmonia axyridis, 1641 nucleotides. RefSeq names its product UDP-glycosyltransferase UGT5-like. The record is from RefSeq and is a predicted model, not a curated record. The transcript is spliced from 4 exons. Lineage: Eukaryota; Metazoa; Arthropoda; Insecta; Coleoptera; Coccinellidae. Gene Ontology annotation, molecular function: UDP-glycosyltransferase activity. The coding region runs from base 61 to 1623 and encodes 520 amino acids.
AGUUCAGUUCAAUAUGAUGACAGUAGUAUUUUAAGUUCACGAACAAUUACCUCAAUCGAAAUGAUUUGGUGCGUUUUACUCUUGUUUUCAUCAAUUGUGUACCCAGUUGAAAACGCGAAUAUUCUUUUCAUAACCACCUUUCCUUCAUAUAGUCACCAAAUUGUGUUCCAGCCAGUUUGGAAGGAGCUUUCUCUGAGAGGUCACAAUGUGACUGCAUUAGCUUUGAAUCCUUUAAAUGACAAAUCUCUUACCAACCUAACGGAGAUAGAUCUGAGUUAUUUAUUCAAAUUGCGGAAAAGAAUCCCUAAAAAAAUAUUAAAAGUUGUAUUCGAAAAACCUUCGUUUACUUCGGUGUUUAUCAGAGAGAUUCUACAAGUAGAUUUUGUCCUGAAGUUCCACGAAAAUAUUCUCAAUCAGCAUGCUGUGUUGAAACUAAUCAACGAGGAUUAUAAAUUCGAUGUUGUGGUGGCAGAGUGGAUCUAUCCACUGGCAGGAGCAUUUGCUACUAGAUAUAACUGUCCGUUAGUUGGUAUGACCUCUCUUGGAGCCCCCUUGACUCUGUUAGAUACUGUAGGAAACCCAUCUCAUCCUAUUUAUGCACCUGAUCAUAACCUCCCAGUAGGAAGAGAACUCUCUCUUUAUGACAGAAUCCUGUCAACUUUAUAUGCAGUUUUCGCGAGGUCGUUAUACUACUGGUAUGGAGCCCCUAAGAUCGAUGCCAGCAUGAGAAAAUUUUUCGGUGAUGGUAUGCCUUAUAUUACUGAUAUUGCACGAAAUGUUAGUAUACUACUGUUAAACAGAAACCCAGUUUUCCAUAAAAUUAUGCCUGUUGUUCCUGCUAUUGUGGAACUAGGACGAGUUAGAUCUUUCCAGAAAGUCAAGCCGUUGAACCCAGAGUUGGAAAAAUUCCUGAACGAGAGCAAGAAUGGUGUUGUGUACUUCAGUUUGGGAACCAACACUUACAGUUGUGAACUUCCAGAAGAAAUUAGAGAAGUUUUGAUCAAAACUUUUGAGCAGUUACCUUACAAUGUUGUAUGGAAAUGGGAACUAGAUGAAUUACCAGGAAAGCCGAAAAAUGUUUUUGCCCAAAAUUGGAUAUCUCAAGCUGCACUAUUAGCUCAUCCAAACGUUAAACUCUUCAUCACUCAAGGCGGCCUACAAUCUAUGGAGGAGACUAUAAACCACCACGUACCCAUUAUUGGAAUACCAUUCCAUUCUGAUCAAACUAUGAAUGUGGACACUGCAGUUAAAUACGGUAUUGGUCUCGGAAUCGAAAUGGCUGAUAUGACCGUUGAGAACCUGAAGUCAGCCAUAUUUGAGAUAAUGAAAAAUCAAAGUUACGCUCAGAACACUGCUAAAAUUGAGGAUCUGAUGAAUGAUUCCCCUAUGGAGGGACUCGACAAAGCAAUUUGGUGGAUUGAAUACGUAAUAAGGCAUAAAGGUGCAAGACAUCUCCGAAGUCCUUCGUUAGAUAUACCAUGGUAUCAAUAUCUUCUCCUAGAUGUUAUCGCUUUUGUUGGAUUUGUGUUUAUUGUUUCUGUAUAUAUCUUAAUUAAAUCCAUCAAAAUUGGGAUUUACUGUAUUAAAAAACUUUAUGUUCGUCUAAAAAUAAAGAAAGAAUGAUAUUCCUAGUGAAAAUAA